Molecule: messenger RNA, 894 nt
Organism: Acaulospora colombiana
Lineage: Eukaryota; Fungi; Glomeromycota; Glomeromycetes; Diversisporales; Acaulosporaceae
Source: the annotation of a GenBank genome assembly
AUGUCCGGGUCCUAUGAUCGUAGCGUUCCAAUCGCUCAUAUAUACGUCAUCUCCAUUCGAAAGUCCAUAGCUACACGUACCAUCGCCGAUACCCUUUUCACCUUUUUCAAGUUCUUCCACAGAUCACCCAUCCAGAAUGCAGAAUACGUGGUGGUUGCCGGUGCUCGCAGGAAAGUCGAGACAUGGGAACCCGAGGACACCGAGACCAUCGAACUCAAAGAUGAGGAAGAGGCAAAGAGAUUGGCUGAUAAUGCUUUCUACAAGCUUGAGCAAUCCGUCAAAGAUGAACAGAAAGCAAAAGAAUCACUUCCCAUCCUGACCCAACUUCAGAGGUUAAAUGACAGGCAAUGGGCGGAUCCAUACACGCAUUCUCAGAAAAUGCGUAAGAAAUUCAGAGAGGAGAAAAAGAUAACGGAAGCUAAAAAGCGCGCGGACGAUGAAAUCCGAGAUCGAAAUUCAUUAUCAAUUCCAUUAUUGCCUGAAUCACAGGAAGACUUGGCCGAGGCAAAGGCCACAGAGUUUAAGGAUCAUCUCUUACGGGCUCAGAAACGAAAGCUUGAAAUAAACACUUCCUCAAUAUUUAACAAGUCAUCCAAGUCUAAAAAAAGGUCGAUAUUUCGCACCGAUGAUCCUAAAAACAAAGUGGCCCAACUAUCCGCGAUGGUCUCGGUGAACACGAAACUUAAGAUAGACCCAUUCCUUAAAAAUAAUGACUGGAACAGUGAUAAUUUAGGAAAGGGUGGCGACACCAACAAGGAACUGACCUUUGUAAGGAAGAAAGAGGAUGGUAAAAAGGUCGAAGAUAACGAAUCAAAAGCACAAAAGACAUUAGGCAUAAAUCGGCAAAACACCAGCCCAAGCGAAGCUACUAUAUCAUCUCAAUCUAAUUUGUAG